AUGUUUGUUAUUUUGUCUAGGAACAUGGCUAGAGUGGCCAUAGUAGAGGCAUGUAGAUUUGUGGUCGAAUGCCUACACACUGCGGGAGCAAACCGUGAUUCCGCAGAACAGCAGGCCAGGUUGCUGAUCCAAGCAGACAGAUUAGGACAUCCUGGGGAUGGCGUGAAUAGAUUAGAAUAUUACGUGAACGACAUUAUCAGCGGAGCUUGUGAGCCGAAUAACAAACCGUUAAUUCUUAAGGAGACAGCUUCAACUGCGUGGGUUGAUGCUAAGAACGUUCUGGGCGCAACCGCUAGCAAUUUUGCAAUGGACAUAGCGAUUGCCAAAGCUAAAGCAACAGGCGUCGGAUGGGUUGUAGUUAAAGGGUCAAAUCAUAACGGAAUGGCAGGUUUUUGGGCUCAAAAGGCAGCUGAAGAAGGACUGAUCGGAUUGGCUUUCACGAACGCGCAACCUGUUAUGGCUCCCACUAGGAGUAAACAGGCGGCGCUGGGAACAAAUCCUAUUGCAAUGGUUGCUCCGGCAUCAUGUGGCGAAUCCUUCUACCUGGAUAUGAGUACCACAGCAGUUGAUAUGGGCACAAUUGACAUGCACCGUCGGAAUGGAGAGUGUCUCAAACACGGCUGGGCACAAGGACCUAAUGGGAUGGAGACUCUCGAUCCUGAAAAGGCCUAUCACACAAAACGCCUGUACCCACUCGGCGGCGAAGAAGCAACAGGAGGGUACAAGGGAUAUGGUCUCGCAGCCAUGGUGGAGGUGUUAUGUGGAGUGAGUGCAGGUUCAAGGUACGGUUGCCACCUGAAAGAGUGGAAAUUGGAAAGUGACGGCACACCACACGAUAUUGGACAUUGCUUCGUUGCCGUCAAUCCAAAUUGUUUUGCACCAGGCUUCGGCGACCGGCUUGCAGAUUGCAUUCAGCAGUGGAGGGAUUUGGAUCCGGUCGAUGGGAAUCUACCAGUUUUGGCUCCAGGUGAUAAAGAGAAAAUUAUGGCAUGUCAGUCUGACAAGAGCGGUACAGUUUAUUAUGUCAAACAACAAAUAGAAUCGUCCAAUUGUUUAGCAAAAAGACUUCAAGUCAAACCCAUGGAACCAGUAAAAGAAGCAUGUUGA
Arctia plantaginis is the source of this 1107-nucleotide messenger RNA. Lineage: Eukaryota; Metazoa; Arthropoda; Insecta; Lepidoptera; Erebidae. The record is from the annotation of a GenBank genome assembly.